Anopheles cruzii is the source of this 5168-nucleotide messenger RNA. It is a transcript of the gene Usp47, whose product is annotated as ubiquitin carboxyl-terminal hydrolase 47. Gene Ontology annotation, molecular function: cysteine-type endopeptidase activity; cysteine-type deubiquitinase activity. Gene Ontology annotation, cellular component: cytosol; nucleus. Lineage: Eukaryota; Metazoa; Arthropoda; Insecta; Diptera; Culicidae. The coding region runs from base 4 to 4164 and encodes 1386 amino acids. The transcript has 15 exons. Gene Ontology annotation, biological process: protein deubiquitination. The record is from RefSeq and is a predicted model, not a curated record.
AACAUGGUAUGCGCCCAGUCCGAAGUUACGCUCUGCACCAUCAGGGACGACCGGCCCAACGCAGAACAGAGGCGCUUCUCCGUAACCGUCCGUCCACACUACACCGUUGCCGCGCUGUACAGUGAUGUGAAGCUGCAGACAACACUGUGCGAGUUUGAGCUACACCUCCAGCUCGACCCGUCGGAUGAUUCACAAUUAAUUCCCCUGCAUGAUAAGCAGCACAUGACGUUGGCCGAUGUUGGCAUACGGUUUGGAGUGAUCAACAUACUUUACAUCCAUCCUCUGCCACCCAGCACGACGCAAAUUACCGAAAAUCCAUAUUUGACGCCACUAGAAGACAUGUCUUCCGACGAUGAUUUGGCCCUCGGCGCUUCGGCAAGCCCGGUCGAAUCGGCGAACUAUGGUAUCCCCGAUCCGCCGGCCUUUCCGCCGCCACUGUUUGAUCAACCGUUUCUGAGCCCACACCACCAGCCGGGCGGUAAUGAGGUGUCAUCGAACUCGUUGUUGCUAGAUUUUUGCAAGUUUCCCGAUUCUGAUGCCCACAAGCCAAACUCGGCGGCGGUACCGGUAGCGGCCAUUACAGCGGGCCCUCACAACACGUACCACACUGGCACCAGUGGCGGCAGCAUCAUCGGCGGUACCGGCACCAACGGAUACCACCACCAUCACGGUCAGCAGAAUGGUGGCGAGAAUCACUACCGCGGUUUGGUGAACCAGGCAAUGACCUGCUACCUGAACAGCUUGCUGCAAGCUCUCUACAUGACACCUGAGUUCCGGAACGCGCUCUACAACUGGGAGUUUGAUGGGGAGGACGAAGCUAAGUCGAUCCCGUACCAGCUGCAGAAGCUGUUCGUGAACCUGCAAACGUCGCCCAAAUCGUCGGUCGAAACGACGGAUCUCACGCGCAGCUUUGGUUGGGAUUCGGCCGAAGGCUGGCAGCAGCACGACAUCCAGGAGCUGUGCCGCGUCAUGUUCGAUGCGCUCGAGCACAAGUUCAAGCACACGAAGCAGGCGGACCUGAUCAAUCGGCUGUACGAGGGCCGGAUGAUCGACUACGUCAAGUGUCUCGAGUGCAACACGGAGAAUCAGCGCGAGGACAAGUUCCUCGACAUACCGCUGCCGGUGCGACCCUUCGGUAGCACGGUCGCGAACGAGUCGGUCGAGGAUGCGCUGCAGGGCUUCGUGAAGCCGGAGAUACUGAGCGAAAGUAAUCAAUACUUUUGCGAUACGUGCAACAAAAAGUGUGACGCACACAAGGGACUCAAGUUCACCAAGUUCCCGUACAUCUUGACCCUGCAUCUGAAGCGCUUCGAUUUUGACUAUCAAUCGUUUCAUCGGAUCAAGCUGAAUGACAAAGUAACUUUUCCGGAGUUGUUGAAUUUGAAUCACUUUGUCAACUCCGAGGCGCCCGACUAUAAGCUCACCACCAGCACGAUCGCAGCGGCAGCUGCAGCGGCCGCCACCGUGACGAACGGCAACGGAUCGGUGAUGAUGGAAACGGCGGAAAACUUUAUGAAAUCGGACGAAUGCAGCACCACGGACAGUGGGUCCGCGCUGGAAGAGGAUUCCUUCCCGACGAACGGUGGAACGUCGGUGUCGUCGACGACGACCACGCCGAACGAUCAAUACAUGAUGCAUGACGAUGACGAAGGCAUCGACAUGGAUAUUGCGGCAAACGGGGACAGCAAAGCGUCACUACUAAACGGCAGCUUCCAUGCGCCCGGUCCGUACAAGUACGAGCUGUUCGCGAUCAUGAUCCACUCGGGCAGUGCCUCCGGGGGGCACUACUACGUCUUCGUGAAGGACUUCAAAACUGGCCGCUGGUUUUCAUUCAACGAUCAAACGGUUCAACCGAUCACGCAGGAAGAAAUUCACAAGUCGUUCGGUGGUGGAUCGUACAAAACUAGCUACACCGGGGCGUACACGUCCAGCACCAACGCCUACAUGCUGAUGUACCGUCAGAUCGAUGACAGCAAAAAUACGCUACCGAUUGCGGAAGAACAGUUCCCGGAUCACAUCAAGAAAUUGGUACUGAAAAUUCGCGACAACGAAGGCAACCACAGCCGGGACAACGUGGAACUGACACGUGUGAUGGUGGCGUACGAUCAUCCUCGGAAGCGCGUCAUCAAAUCCCACCGCCUGAUGGUGCUGAACAACUCGACGAUGGCCGAAACGUUGCACGAAGCGCUCAACGUGCACCAUCUCAAGGGACACGUACCGAUCGAACGAUGUCGGCUGGUGGGUUACGAUCACAAGGCGCAGACCAUUGAGCGUAGCUUCGAGGGUCACGAAGAUAAAACGAUUGAUGAAAUGAUGAGAAUGUUGAAACGUUGUGACGGCUUGCUGCUCGAGGUUCGCGACGAAGAUGACAAAUUUGAGGAAUAUCUACCGCAAGGCGUGAUGACAAAGGUGUACAAAGUCGAUGUAACCAGCCGGGAUGUGCAGGGACCCAUCUCGAUUCGAGUGAAUUCCUCGCAAACGGUGGCCCAAUACAAAGCUGUGAUCGCUCGAAAGCUGAAGCUCAACGUGAAAACCCUUACCGUUGGCCUGGCAGUGCACAAGGACAAUGCGAAGCUCCUGCAGAACGACACGGCGACGCUGGCGGAGGAAAACUUUAUCGAAUACUGUAAGGUGUUUGUGUCCCCGAUGCCACCUGCUGCGGCCGGCGAUGAUGGGGAAUGGUGCAAUCGCUUCCGCCAGUUCAUCCAACGCUUGGAUCAUCUGGUCUCGCUGUACCUUGUUUUGCCGAACAUGGCACCAGAAACGCUUGAACGCUUGUCGAUUCCCCGCCUUCCCAAAGAGACGCUGGCGAGUUUGGCGCAUGCCGAUCACCAGCCGGCAGUGCCGGUCAGUGCAGCCAGUGCGGCCACCGGUGACAGUAACAGCGAAGAUAGCAGCCUGAGUGAUAACGACCGUACGCUGGUGGAGGACGAUGUCGUCACCGGUAGCGGUGAGCACGGUAAGCUCAACGGCGAUGUGCAUUUGACCAACGGGGGCACCAACGGUUACCGCGGCGCGGAUAGCGACGACGAAGAGGACGAGGAGCUGAAGGUGCAGGAGAACUUGCAGGAGUGUAAGGCGAGAGAGUACUACUUCAAGGUGACCACACUCGACACCGGCGAUAAGAGCGUGGGCAACGAUGCUACGAACGGUGCCAACGAUAGCGCCCGCAGCGCCAACAGCAGCAGCGAUGCGGAUAAGUCGAUCCAGAUCCUCAUCGACAAACGCGCCAGUCACGGAUACUUGAAGUACCGCCUGCAGUCGUAUGUGCAGAUACCGAUGGAUUAUUUCAAAGUGUGCUCAACAACCAGUCACACCGCCAGCGACGGCACAAACCUGCUGAAGGAAUUGGAGUACAAGGAUGAUGAAAACCUCGCCCUCGAACUGGGCCGCGUUCUGCGCAAGGGCGAGUACAAGCUGAACGUGCACUACAUCAAGGUGGACGAAAUGACGGAAGAGAUGGACAAGGCACCGUUCCUGUGCAGCUGGGUCGUUCGAAAGGGGCAACUGUUCGGGCAGAUCAAAACCGACAUUCUGGCCCAGGUGGCGUCGCACGGCGAUACGAACAGGUACGGCCACCUGCACCCCAACAACUGCCGAUUGCGCCGCAAAGGCAUCAAGUAUUUGUCGGCCGUUUACAAGGACGACGAGCGGGCCGGCAGGGAAGUGACACUGCAGUCCAGUACGGAGGUUUUCCUUCAAGAGGUUGACGAUCUGGAAAGUGUCACUCCAAACGAUUUCAACGACGUCGUGCUGCUGGUCAGAAGAUGGUACCCCUCGGAGAUGAAGUUGGGAAAAUUCCAAGAAAUUCUGUUCACAGAAAAACUAGAACUGAGACAGCACCUGUCCAGCAUUAGCGGGAUCGCCGUGGAGAACAUCGAAUUUGUGAAGGUCACGCAAACCUCACUGCACCGCGACAAUGUGCUGCACAUUCACAGCGGCAUGCCCUGGGUGGCCACGGUGACUCUCGCCAGUGAGACCACCUACUCGCCCGGCACGUUAUUCUUCUAUCGCGACCGCACGGAACCACUGAAAGAGCUGACGCCCGAGGAGCGCAAAGAGCUAACCAAAAAGGACGUCCGCAGCAGCUCCACCAGCUCGCCCCGGCGGGAGCGGGCACUCAAAAUCUAUCUCGACCCGUCACCUAAAAAGUCUGACGACUGAUUGCAGCUGCACGGUGCUGUCAGUAAACGCAAGAAGCUUUGCCUCUAAAUGUUUGCGGUCGUUUGCGGCCGAAAGAAUUCAGUUUUUCCAAAAGAUCAUCCAUCGGCAGACAAGAAAAUUCGGAGGUGUUUUGUACGGAGCGCAGCCCCGGGGGGCGAAGAGGGUUAUCGCCCGGUCCGGCCAUGCUCAAAUCAUCCCCCCUUGGUUGGUGGUUCCUUGCUUGGUCGAAGCGUUGUUUUAUGUUUGUUUUUCCCCCAUCAAUUCUUUCCCACGGUUUCCCACGUCGGCGGUUGCUGUUAUGGUGUUAUGCACCGAGACCGCCCCAGGGGACAGUGCGUUCGUCCUGCAGGCGGGUGAAAUGGUGGGCCGAUGGGAAAAGAAUCAUCAACAGAAAGGAACAGGGAAGCGCAGCACUGAAAGUAGAACAGUUAUCCUAUCAUUAUUACUUACUCUCUGUAGCGUUACUGUGUCACUGCAACGGAGUUUGCGGAAAACGAACCCCCUAAACCCAUCCGCGCGGACACUCCCGAAUGGCGCAGUGCUGUAUUUUUUGUUUUGCUAUAAAUUAAGGUGAAAAUGCCAACCAUCAAACAACAUCAUCAGUCCCGCCGCCGGCGUUUGUUGAGUUUUACUUCUUUCUGUGCGAUCUUCCGUGUUCAAAAACAACAAGUUAGAGCUUUUGGUUGGUUAAAGAAGUCCGAGACAGUUCUCAGUUUUGUCCUAAACCGAAUGGUGGAACCAUGCCCCGAUGUCGUCGUUUUUUUACUGUUGAUUUAUGUAAAGGAAGAGCUAGGACCUGUUUUCUGAUGGCUGUCCGGAAGCCCGCCGAUUUGAGUUUCGAGGGCCAUUAUCAAUCUCGAUCGUUUAGGUUACGAUGCGUAUUUGUUGUGGUUCGCAAGUAUAUCCACCCGAGGCACUCCGAGGCAUUUAUCUGUCGAAGCGAUCUCAACAAACUAGAACAACAAAACAAAAAAAGGCUUCGAUUGAUGUCGCAAAAGGGACAC